Xyrichtys novacula (pearly razorfish) is the source of this 600-nucleotide messenger RNA. NCBI's taxonomy places the organism in Eukaryota, Metazoa, Chordata, Actinopteri, Labriformes, Labridae. The record is from the annotation of a GenBank genome assembly.
AUGGAUCAUUGGCUGUGGAUCAUUCUGGCUGCUCUUUUCUUUGGUAAGAAAACUCAACGUUUCCUCUCAACACUCUUUCUACACAGUUACACAUGAACGGAUCUUUAUUUGGCUUCUGCAAAUUUACACUGAAACCUACUGAUGGUUCUCCUACAGUCUCCUGAGUUUACUGAUCAUCUCUUCUUCUGCUUGUUUUCUUCUUCCUCAGAGUGUAAAGGACAAGACUCAGUGACCCAGACAGAGGGAGAAAUCUCUGCUUUUGAAGGACACACAGUGACACUCGACUGUACAUUCGAGACAAGUAGAACAGUUCCAACAUUGUUCUGGUAUCGACAGGAUCUUCAGGAUUUCCCAAAGUACAUGCUGAAAUCUUACUCAGAAACAACAGAAUUUUCUUCUGAGUCUGACAAAGACAGAUUCAAUGCGACAAUUAAGGGGAAAUCAGUAAAUCUGGAGAUCCAGAACCUUCAUCUGUCUGACUCUGCUGUGUACUACUGUGCUCUGCAGCCCACAGUGACAGGAAACACCAAAGCUCUCUACAAAAACCUUCGAAAACACAAUACUCCACAACAUCCACUAGAGGGAGUCACACCCUGUUAA